AUGAAGAAGAACGACCGCAAGCGCCAGGCAUUGCUCGAGAUGUUUGACGAGCUGGAUAAGGACGACAGCUGCAUGCUGAUCAAGCAGGAGUCGAGCGACAUUCAACCCCACAUGAUUUGCAGGAGCACCAAGAGCUUGCGCGCCAUCGCUGCAUCCAGCGCUGGGAGCAGCAGUGGUACCGCUAGUGCCAGCAGCAGGCGAUGUAGCAUCAGCAGACACAUGAACAGCAGUAGCAGAUACGCCAGUUGUCGUGGCAGUGCUUGCUGUAGAGCGCCAUUUGUAGCAGGAAGGACAGGACAACAUUGGUCUUUCCCAGCCCUCCCACGAUCCGCCUCGCGCCUCGCGCCCGCGUCCCCGGCCGUGAAGCAUGUCGAUUGA
This is a messenger RNA of Prorocentrum cordatum, 378 nucleotides long. The record is from the annotation of a GenBank genome assembly. Lineage: Eukaryota; Dinophyceae; Prorocentrales; Prorocentraceae.